Molecule: messenger RNA, 1791 nt
Organism: Neoarius graeffei (lesser salmon catfish)
Lineage: Eukaryota; Metazoa; Chordata; Actinopteri; Siluriformes; Ariidae
Product: putative ATP-dependent DNA helicase Q1
Exons: 3
Coding region: 329-1075 (248 amino acids)
Biological process (GO): double-strand break repair via homologous recombination; telomere maintenance
Cellular component (GO): nucleus; cytoplasm; chromosome
Molecular function (GO): 3'-5' DNA helicase activity; four-way junction helicase activity; ATP binding
Source: RefSeq, a predicted model, not a curated record
UGCCAGAGCACUAUUGUUGUGCGUGUUUGAAAUCUGAUCAAUCCUGUAGGAGGAGUAGCGAUUUUCAUGAAAUUGAACAUAACCCUAGCCUGGGCCCACCCAUCCUAAGCGUGACGCAACACGAGGGCCUGUUCCGAGCUUAGUCUGGCCAGGCAGGCUAUCUACAGCAUUUCCAAGCUCCCGAAAAAUCGGGAACCAAUCAACUUUGAGCAUCUCCAACGGCCCUGGGUAGAGGCGUGUUCAAGGCAGUGACGUAGUAGAACUGCGACCGGAAGCCAUAGAUUGUUUACAGAAUCUAUGCCGGAAGCGCUUCAUUCACAUCACGAACAUGGAGCAGCGGCAAGCCUUUAACACAGCGGUAGAUGCUGUAUUGAAAGCAUUCAAUGGGAAGUUCUCAUUGAAAACGGAGCAAAGAGCAGCCCUGGAGGUAUUUAUUGAAAGGAAGGACGUUUUCGCCUUGCUCCUGACUGGCUUCGGUAAGAGUUUAAUCUACCAGUUAGCCCCGCUGGUAGCCAAAUCAAUGGGGCUCAGCGAGAAUCCUAUCGUUGUGGUCGUCUCGCCUUUGAUCGCGCUAAUGGAGAACCAGGUUCGGGAGGCGACUGCCCUGGGUAUUUCUGCAGCCCAGCUGGACCCCGACAACGAAGCGUUAAUCAAAAGAGGCAGCUUCAACAUUGUAUUUGGCAGUCUGGAGUCGUGGCUGAGUGGCAAAUGGCGUGACAUGUUGGCCGACGAGGUCUACAAAGAAAAUCUCUUGGGCAUUGUCGUCGACGAGGUGCACCUCACCUAUAAAUGGGGAAGAGCUUCAAAAGGUCGAACUGCCGUCAGAGAGAGCUUUUCCAGACUGGGGGAACUUCACUCUAUUGUCAAACCAGGGACUCCUGUGAUGGCAUUGACCGCAUCUGCCGAUCUACAGUCCAGGGCCAUAGUGACGAGACAGCUGCAUAUGGACAACGCAACUACCCUGACUGUUAGUCCCAACAGACAGAACAUCCGACUGGGGCUGCAUCAACUCCUCAACCGACUCCCUCGACUGCCUGGACUGGGUCGUAAAGGAUGUGAAAGAGAAGCAUGCUGACAUGUUGCCGGUGCUCAUCUACUGUCGGACUGUGAACACUGUUGCGUGGGUGUUUUGCCAUCUGAAGGCUGAGCUGGGUGACAAGGCCUGGGUUGCUGGAGAGCAGAUAGGUGACAACCUGCUCAUAGGCAUGUUCCACAGUCACACUCUUCCAGCAAACAAAAGCAGAGUACUCUCAGCACUGACAGGAAAAGGCAAUUGCAGAAUUGUGGUGGCUACCACUGCUCUGGGAGUGGGGUUAAAUUUUUCAAACGUGUCCCAUGUGGUAAUGUAUGGGGUACCUGAGGACACUGAGGCCAUGCUGCAGCAGAUAGGUAGGGCUGGCAGAGACGGCUCACAGGCCCAUGCUGUUGUUUAUGCCACCACAAACAGGAAUACAGAUGAGGCAGUGUGAAGAGUGAUCAGCCACAGGAAAAACAAUUGUUUUCGCAUUGCAUUGUAUUCUCACUUUGAGAAAGAUGUGACUAGUUUUGAACCCGGCCAUUCCUGUUGUACUCACUGCCAUUCUAUUUGCAAAUGUACCUCUGUUGGUUGCCCUGUAUCACCACCUGUGUAUGAAUUGGCAGAGCCAAUUUCAACCCAAUCACCUUUGAAAUGCAGAGAUGUUACCUCAGAUGACCAGAACUUGGUCCGGGAGCUUUUGCUUCAGUAUAGGCAAAGUCUAGUCCAGGACCACACACGCCUCUACACCAGUAUCACAGCUUGCACUGGAUUUA